AUGGCCACAGAGGCGUCGGAACUCGAACUGGUCUUCACAGAAGACAUACAACUCACCAAGUGCAUGCGUAUGCGGGCCGUCAGCCUACAGCACAAGAACGCCAAGCCCCAAGAAGGGGAGAAGUUACUCAAGUCCAACGAGUACAUCUAUCGGCUGGACUUCACCAAGCAGAAGUUGACAUUUCUAUGGUGGAAAGUCCACCUGAAGAAGCCUGGGAAGGUGGUCAUCACCGGAACGUCCCAACAUUGGACUCCAGACCUCACCAACCUCAUGAACAGGCAGCUCCUGGACCCUUCAGCCAUCUUCUGGAAAAAGACUGACGAUGAUGAGGUUCAGUGCAACGAGGCCGAUGCCCAAGAAUUCGGGGAGCGGUUGUGUGAACUCGCCAAAAUCCGGAAGAUUAUGUACUUUGUCCUGACUUUUGCGGAUGGAACCGAACCAGGAAAUGUCAUUUGUUCGGUUGGAUUCAAAGUCUGA
Messenger RNA from Hyla sarda, 477 nucleotides. It is a transcript of the gene OMP, whose product is annotated as olfactory marker protein. Gene Ontology annotation, biological process: signal transduction; sensory perception of smell. Bases 1 to 477 code for a protein of 158 amino acids. The record is from RefSeq and is a predicted model, not a curated record. Gene Ontology annotation, cellular component: cytosol; nucleus; neuronal cell body. The transcript has a single exon. Lineage: Eukaryota; Metazoa; Chordata; Amphibia; Anura; Hylidae.